Molecule: messenger RNA, 6693 nt
Organism: Bactrocera tryoni
Lineage: Eukaryota; Metazoa; Arthropoda; Insecta; Diptera; Tephritidae
Exons: 4
Coding region: 452-5905 (1817 amino acids)
Source: RefSeq, a predicted model, not a curated record
UUUAGUGCAAAUGGGAAAAUGAAAAGUGUCGUGGCGUUGUGUUUUGUUCGGGAACACACCUUCAGUAUCGUUAAUAUUUUCAAGAUUAAAGACGUCUUAUAUUAAAAUUGCAACAUCUAAUAUUAAUAAGUAAAACGUUGGCAAAUGCGAAUUUAAAAUUUAUUAAUUUAUUUGGAAUCGAUUACAUUAGCUGAAAGAAUGUAUAUUAAAGUCACUCAAAGUAAGCUGAACAUUACAUCAUCAAAACUAUUAUUCGGAUUUAAUCGCCUGGCCGGCAACACUACAAGACGAACUUUAAUCCCAGCUAAAAGUUAUUUGGUCCAGUGGUUAUGUCACAUAACAAGCUCAUUAGAUAGCUUUGUAAAAAUAUUUGCGUGAAUGUCACGUGACAAACAUUUUCAGAUACAUUAUUACAAAUAAUAAAUUAAUAUUAGUGCUGAAAACAUAUGCUAUGAGGAAAAGAAUGAUAUUAUCUUCGACUGUGAAUGUGUUUGAGUCACCCUGCGAACAUACGACUAAAAAUCUUAAAUUAAAUGAUCAAACAAGUUCAGAGUCUAAAAUAGCUUUUGUCAGCGCCACUGAACGUAGUAGCGGACGACGAGACAUCGAAUGCAGCUAUGCUCGCUACAAUAAAAACAAAAGGAAAGUUUAUGAACAUUGCAAUUUUUGCUAUGAUAACUCAAGGCUUCAGGCUGACUCUUUCUUCCCGAUAAUUCGAUUAAAAUUGCCCAAAAAUCAUCUAAUUAAUGGGACAUGGCAGGAAUCAAUUCAACCAGAAAUUGCAACCAACAGCUCACAUAUAACACAAAAUCCACGUUGCUGUCCACAACAUACAGAAACUGAUGUUCAUUCCGGUAUUGUUGAGCUGGUAGAUCAUGAUAACACUUGUAUUAUCAAAUCGAGACUAUUUUUGCCAGAUUUUCAAAGUUUGAAAUUCUCAAAUGAAUUUACUUCAGUAUAUAAUGAAGCAAUAAGCACAAAUUGGAGAUAUGAUUAUAAUAGCAAUAUCAAUAGGUUCCAUGCAUUAGACGAAAAUGCUAAUGCAAACAAACAAACUUGUGCCAAUGAUGUGUCUUCUGGUGGUUUACAUCAAAUCUGUUGUUAUUCGUUAGUUUCUGGAAAAGCCGAAGUCAGCAGCGGUAAAACAAACGAAAUUAACAGUAAAAAUUUAAGAAAAAUACGAACUGGUGUAGCAGGUGCGAAUGGAAUACUUAACAGCAAUACUAUUCAUUAUAUACUGUUGAUAUUAUUAUCACUGUCACAAGUUCGUUGGACGCAUGCUCUACUAUUAGUUGAAUCGAAAUAUGUGAACCCUACUGAUGACGAUUACGUAGCUGAUAGUAGCAAUAAUAAUCCAUAUAUGAACGCUAGCAUUCCUGGCGAAAGCAGUAAUCGGAUUAGAGUAAAGCAUGGAAUGGCCGUUGGAGGAGUUAUUGGUGGUAUUUCGGCAUUGGGCGCCAGUGGUUAUAUGGAUAAAAUGAAAAUGAACAAUUUGGAAAGGAGCGUUGCUGCAGUGUUAAAAAAAGUUGCCUACGGUACAACGUCAACUACAAAGCGCAGCAUUCCUGACAAAAGUUACUUGCCACGUUUAACAACGAUUGCCACACCAUUGUUGACGACUUUACGGUAUACCGAAAAGUCAUCGCAGCAACAACAAAUAAAUCAUCAUCAUAGAAACUAUGAGUUGGAUUUGGAACGUGACCAUGCAUUACCCACUUCGGCGCCCAAUGCGGACAUAUUGAAAAGUAACAGUAAUCCAACUUAUCCUAAUCCUAAUAGGCAUCACAACCAUGAACGUGAGCGCCAUAGACAUGUGAUGAACUCUACUCCUUCGCCCUCAAUACCGAACAUCCCAAAGAAAAAUAAUGGUCAGUUACCCUCCAUACCAAUGUAUCCAGGCGAUAUGCCGUCUUAUUCUCCGCCAGCACGUUCAUUUUUUACUCCGCCAUUGCCACCAGAAUAUCAGAAUCCUUUUGCUGAUAAACCAACGCUACGUGGUACUAACAACGAAGGAAUUAUACCUAAUACAGGGGCUUAUAUAAAUAGACGUCCUAUACCACCCCCAAGUUUAAUGCCUGGUCAUGAACGUAUACCAUUUCGUCCACCCGAUUUAGCGGCAUCUACUGGGAACAAUUCACCGGACGUAUCUGUAGAUCUUGUGCAAACUGGUAAUAGCAGUGGUACUACCAUACCUCUUGACACGAAUGCAGAUGCAGAUCGCAAGAAAGCACUGAAUACGCCAUCUCGUGGGAGCGCUGUUAAUAAUAAUGCAAAUGUUGACAAUAUUAAUGUUGGCGGUGUUAUACAUACAAUGACAAGUGAUGCAACCAAAAACUUUUAUGAUAGUUCUAAUUCACAAGAGUUGCCAUUGCAAAAUAACAAUUCCGAGCGACUGCACGGUAACCGUCAAGAAGUUUUGCCAAGUAUACGACGAAUUUUAAGUGGUGCUAAUGGUAAAGGGGAUAUUCCAGAAGUACUAUUAAAACAAGCCACAUCUCGCCCGAUUGUUAACUACAAUCAACCGCCAUCUUCACCGGGUGUUCUUUUGGAUGGUAGUAAUGUAGCGCAACAUCUUGAUAGUGUUGAAGAAAGUGGAAUAUCGAGUAGCUCAAACAUCAACGAAAGCAAGAAUAGUCCAACAUUGAACAGAGAUACGGAGAUAUAUGAUUCGCCAAAAGUGGAAUCUAGCGAGCAUAAAUAUUCUUUCAAGACCAACGCGUUCAAUGAGAAACCAUAUGGUGGAACCAUUGGUAGUAGUAAUGGCAACAGAAAUGGUAGCACUUCCACCCCUUCAACAGCGGCAGCUAUUGGUGGACAACUUGUUGUGAAUACUGCAGCUGCCACUUCUACAACAUCGACGAUCAUUAGCGGGACGGUUGGAAAGUAUCCGACAUUGUCAGCAACAAUUGGUAGCAGUAAAAGUGCCAGUGAUCCGGUAUCCUCGUCAACAGCGGCUGCUGCCUCACCUCACUUCACGUGGGCGGUCGCAUGGAAUAUUCAUGUCUAUUUUUCCGUUGUACUAUUCACCAUUUUGGCAGUUUACUCCUUAUACAAAGUGCUUACUUACAAUAAGUUGACGCAUCUUUUUUCACAGUCGUAUUUUAUGUGUAUCAAUCUGGUUUUGAUAGUUAUUUGUUCUGCUCGUAUUUUCUAUCUAUGCUAUGAUGCUUAUAAUAUUCAUGCUACGUUCAACUUAUUCAUUUCCGAAUUAUUGUUAAAUUUGCCUGCCACGUUGUUGACCAUUUCAUUUUCAGUUCUGAUCUUGUAUCUCUUUCUGAAAGCUUUGAACCAUAAAAAUAACCGUUAUUCUGCCCUUAUACGGCCGCUUACGGUUGUGGUUGGUUGUGGCGUACAUGUCCUACUCUGCAUUACACUACAUUAUGUAGAAUCAUAUACACUGCAGAACCAACAGCAACAACAUCUAUUAUAUCAACAACAGCAACAACAGCUACAUUAUAGACGGCAGCAACAACUUUUGCAUCAACAUCAUUAUCAACACCAGCAGCAACAAUUUAUUUCGGCAGCUACAACACAUUUGUUGGUAUCCGCAGCUGGGUUUAAUAGCCAUUCGGCUCUCUUUCUUCAAUCAGCUGCAGCACCAACAUCCAACACAUCGAUAGGCAACACAUCAGCGCCAAAAGUUCUUUCGCUCAUAUGUCAAAUUAUAUAUAUAUUUGUGUGUCUAUUUCUUGGUCUGCUGUACCUCUAUUUGUAUCGUAUUUUGAAGCGAAUACUCCGUAGUAAAUCUCAAAAUUAUAUACAUGGCUAUCAGAAUCUUUCUUAUGCUAUACAUAUCACCAUAGCGACAGCUUUGUUAUUUGUUUUGUUGGCUGCCUUACAAAUAUUUGGCGCCAUUAGUAUAUCUACAACUCGACCAUUAAUACAGCAGCUAACAGCUGAGAUCGAUUGGUUGCAGUGGGGUUACCAGUUUUCUUUGCGAUUGAUUGAAAUUGCUAUAAUAACUUUACUUUCUUGGGUCGCCGGUUUGAAAACUAGUGCCGGCAGUGGUGGAGUGGGUGUAAGCGUUAAUGCAUCGGCUAACGUGGAUGCUCGCUAUGGGGUAGCCGGAGAAAAUGGUGGUGGUAAUGUCGUUUUUGGAAGUGGAACAGCUAAUCAUAAUCGCGAGAAACAUGGUCACCACCACUUCCAUCACAAUCAUUCUAAUAUGGCAGGUUUUUUUCUGCCAUGUACAUCCAGCUCGAGUCAAGAGCAGAUAGAUACUGACUACCCAGCAGUUUGUAACGCAAAUACAAAUCUUCACACUUACACAAUGCGUACAGGCAAAUUAAUAUAUGACGAUAGCUUUGCGUUGAACUCUUUGUCAGGGAAUGGGCAGUCCCAAUUGAACGGUGUUGGUAAUAGUGCUACUCCAGCUGGCAAUCGAAAUGUAAGUGAAUUUCAGUUACAGACUCAACCGACAUAUCAGAGACCAUAUGACUCGGGGUCUAUUAACAGCGCAAUUGUCGACGAAUAUGGAACGCAGAGUACGUUAGCUGGCGGAGGUGGUGGUGCAUGUGGGCGCUAUAGCCAUGAGGUGCCACAGUAUACUGAUUAUUUGACGGAUGUCACUACUGAUCAUUAUGAAAACCCAAACUUUGAUUUGUGUGGUUCUGUAAGCGGUUCAGGAUUUGGAGUAUCUUCAGCAACCCCUAGUGGAGUACAAAAAUUUACCAAAACUUCAACCACUUCCACAACAGCAAGUAGUAGUGGAGGUUCAGGCUCUUCCGCAACCUCGCAGCAGCAAAUGUUGCUUCUGCAGAGUGAUAGUUGCUAUUCGGAACCUUUACAACCUGCUCACACACCCAGUUACGAAUUCAAUAAUUUGGAAAGACCACAUUUGGGAAAAGCCGGCGCUGGACCAUCUUCAGAUUGUUGGUCCGAUCUCCACACAGGGCAACCACUAUCGCGUAUUAUCGAUAAUUAUAAAAGUAAACGUGAAAAGAAAAUGCAUACUACUUCAGAUCGUGAUGCUUAUGAUAAUCCUGAGCGGCGUAGUUCAAACUCCACACAUUCUUGUGCCUCUAGCCGCUAUGGUGGUUACAACUCUUUUGAUCGUGGCUUAUACAACGGUAUUCGCAAAAGUGGUACGCUGAACAAUAUUGUUGGUAAUGGGAAUGGAGGUGGUCAUAUGUCUGGGAUAGGUAUUAUGCAUGGUCGAAAUUCAUCCUCUUCAUCAGCGGCGUCUUCGAAUACAUCAGCUCAGCGUGCAUCAGGGGCACAAACGACAGCUCUGUCAUCUGAAAAACAUCUUCAGCAGCGCAAUGGUCGAGGAAAUAUAUCAGGUGUGGUACGUGAUCCUAAUCAAGAUGGCGAAAACGAACAGUUAUUUAGUCGUUCGUCUCUAGAUCGUAACAGCACUCACCCGCAACACCAAUAUCAAAAUCCUGAUGAUACAAUGUUACCAGGUAGUAAUGUAGAGCGCUCUAAUUUAAUCAAUAAUGUAGAUGGUUCUUGUAUUACAAAAAGUAACAGCACAAUAUCCUUUUGCGGUGGGCAUAGCCAAUUGAAUGAUACCAACGUAGGAAAUAGUAAAGCAAGUAGCCUAUCAUUCGUCCAAAGUAAUCAGAAAAAUAACACACAUUCCAACCAAUUCAUGUUGCAAAAAAGCUAUCACAACCAUCAGCAACAACUCCCUGUUGCAGCAAACACUACGAAGCAACAGAAGAGACAGGAAGUUUCACUAUCCACUGCAAAUUCUAAUUUGAGUUCAUCUGAGUCAGGUGCACAUAAUUCUGGGACUUCUAAUACAUCCGUCACAUCGUCGACUGCCUCCGAAAGCUCAAGUAGCCGCAGUAACGACUCGGCUAUGCUUGUUGCUGAACGCGGAUUCGUACGCUUUCGCGCUAUUGACGACAUAAACAAUGCACAAGGCGUAGGUAUACAUAAUGCAUCACUACGCAAUUAAGGCCGUCACUUUCUCUAUUACCAUCACGUACUUAGAGAGAAAUAUUUAUGAUAUUGCCCUAAACCCAAUGUUUUUAAAUUAAAAUUUAAGCAAUAAAUAGUUGAUAGCUGUGAGUAUUUUCUUUAUCUCUAUGUCUUUGAUACACAAUAGAGCAGACAUUUAUCGAAAUUCAGCAUUGUUUUAAUGUAGAUGUAGUGGUUGCGUAAUAACUAUUCUCGUAGCCUCAUAACCUCGUUAUUAUUUUUGAAGUUUUGUUAUAAUAUAUUUCACAGUGACAAAACGCUUUUGUGAUACCUACUUAUAAAAAUGAUAAUUGACUACGUGACUAUGGAAAUCUCAAGGUAGCUAAUUAAUAAUAAAUUUUAUUUGAUUAGUUUAUAAUUAUGUAUUACAUUUCUGAAUUUUAAUUACUACUAUUACUAUUAUGUAUAACAAUAUAAACAAACAAUAUUAUCUAUUUUAAAAUUGCCUAAUUUAGAAAACGAAGUAUUUUAAAUAAACCGUGUAUUCAAUAUUAUUUACAUUUAUUACGAUUUUCGAAAACCGAUUUACAUAAUUGCAAAAUGUAUAUUUAACGAAAAUACAAACAAAAUGGUUUACUGUAUAUACAUAUGUAUUUUGUUUACUAAACAAUAUAAAACAAAAAGUUACACAUUUCUCUGAGAAUCGAUUGCACGGUUUGUACUAAAAUAAGUAAUACAUUAUAUGUAAAUUAUGUUUGGCAUUAUAUUAGAUUGGCUGUCAUAUAUGUAUAUGUUUCCCUAAACAAAAUACACACGAAAAUGUAA